UCGUAAAUUUACAGUCUCUUUCCCAGUUUCUGAUGAAUGCUUCUUUUGAUCAAAAACACUAUCAGGAACUUUAUAUUUACAGUCCUGUUUCAAUACCCAGUCAUUGUUGUGGGUGGUCUAAGUUAAGCGCGUGUUUGACAUGCGAGUGAGAUUAAUUUAUUCCAAUCUCAAAUUCUCAAUCAAUGGAGUCCAUGCACGAGCAGAACUAGUCACCCAGACAUUGUCUCUUCAAUGAAACCCAACUCUAUAAAACUCGUGUGAAUCACUUCAUUCUUUCCCAUCAAACGCGAUCAGAGUCAACUCUCCAUUGAAACACCACAGAUCAGAAAAUUCACUUUCUCUGAGAAAACAGAAUUUGUUUUAAGAUUUGAAAUCGAUGGCGCCGUACGAGAAGGAUCUCAAUCUCAAAGCAACUGAAUUGAGAUUGGGAUUACCAGGAAGCGAUGAGCCUGAGAAACAAUUGUCUGGAAGUUUAAACAGUAACAACAAGAGAGCCUCACCAGAGACCUUUGAAGACGGUAGUGCUAGCGUUGCCAAUCGAGAUAGAACUCCCCCUGCAAAGGCACAAGUAGUGGGGUGGCCACCGAUUCAGUCAUUUCGCAAAAACAAUUUGAAGAAAUCAGAGGCAGAGGCUGCUGGGAUUUUUGUGAAAGUGAGCAUGGAUGGAGCUCCAUAUCUUAGAAAGAUAGAUCUUAAAUUGUACAAGAGUUACCCAGAACUCUCAAAAGCCUUGGAAAACAUGUUCAAGAUUAAGAUUGGUCAAUAUUCAGAGAGGGAAGGCUACAAUGGAUCUGAAUAUGGUCCAACAUAUGAAGACAAAGACGGUGACUGGAUGUUGGUUGGAGAUGUUCCAUGGAAUAUGUUUAUCAACUCCUGCAAAAGGCUACGAAUCAUGAAAGGAUCAGAAGACAAAGGAUUAGGUUGUUUGUGAAGACUACAUAAAGACGAGAGGUGACUCUGAGAGAGUCUGGUCAAGGAAGAUAGAAGAUUUUCUGAGCUUAAAUUUUUUUUUCUUCUGUUAGCUCCAUGAAAAUACAGGAAAAGAGAGGAUUUGUUGAGAUCCAAUUGUACAAAAGAAAAAUACUUUUACUUCAUAGUAUAUCCAAUAGAAGAUGAAAUGGAAUUUUGUUGACAGGGUCGA
Molecule: messenger RNA, 1141 nt
Organism: Tripterygium wilfordii
Lineage: Eukaryota; Viridiplantae; Streptophyta; Magnoliopsida; Celastrales; Celastraceae
Product: auxin-induced protein 22D-like
Exons: 3
Coding region: 377-931 (184 amino acids)
Biological process (GO): regulation of DNA-templated transcription
Cellular component (GO): nucleus
Molecular function (GO): protein binding
Source: RefSeq, a predicted model, not a curated record